Neospora caninum is the source of this 339-nucleotide messenger RNA. RefSeq lists its product as hypothetical. NCBI's taxonomy places the organism in Eukaryota, Apicomplexa, Conoidasida, Eucoccidiorida, Sarcocystidae. The record is from RefSeq and is a predicted model, not a curated record. The transcript is spliced from 3 exons. The coding region runs from base 1 to 339 and encodes 112 amino acids.
AUGUCGCGCGGGAAAAAGUUCGUGGCGCUCGCCCUCGCCCUGGGUGGACUUUGGGCCUGGGCGCUGUUCCGCCUUGUCAGCCGGCACUCGUUGGACGCAUCGCAAGUUAAAGAUCAAGUCUCGUCGGUACAGCACCUUCCGUGGCACGACCCGGUUUUCAUCGCCGUUUUCGCGGCACCUUUUCUCGCCCUCGCGCUAUUCGGUAUCUACGCUGUGGUGACGAUCGUUACGCAAGUGAUCCGCUUCGAGGACAAAAAGGAGGCUGCUGCUGAACUUGCCCAGGACUUGAUCACGGCGCGAGCGGACCUUCAGCGGCGGGGCUACCAGUUCGUGAACUGA